This is a messenger RNA of Melanotaenia boesemani (Boeseman's rainbowfish), 2055 nucleotides long. It is a transcript of the gene pelo, whose product is annotated as pelota mRNA surveillance and ribosome rescue factor. NCBI's taxonomy places the organism in Eukaryota, Metazoa, Chordata, Actinopteri, Atheriniformes, Melanotaeniidae. Gene Ontology annotation, biological process: ribosome disassembly; nonfunctional rRNA decay; RNA surveillance. The record is from RefSeq and is a predicted model, not a curated record. Gene Ontology annotation, cellular component: cytoplasm. Bases 437 to 1594 code for a protein of 385 amino acids. The transcript is spliced from 13 exons.
GAUUGGCUGUCUUUAGCGUCUGUCAGCAUUUACUCCUCUUAAAAAAUCUCAAUGUAAAAAAGGCAAUCAUCCUCAGAUAUGUCUGAAGUUUUUGUCUCUGGAAAAUUUUUAUAUUUUUCCUUAAGCAAUUAAUGAUAAGCCACAUGCGUUCAGAUAAACUCAAAUGUUUUGGUUUGUGUCGCUUUGUAUUUGUUGCGCAGUAAAGCGACACCCACGGAAGUGACCGCGGUCGGAAGAAUUGACGACGUAUUUUGGCAUGACGCAAUGUCUCGGCGCCUGGCAACACGAACUGAGUGAUUCAUUCUAAAGUUGAGCCAUGGCUCAACUUAGCUUAAAUAGCGUUUUAAUAUAAAGUAGACAUGUCUCUAAAUAGGUAAAACGUCAGUUUUUUUGUUUUAUACUAAUAUUCCUGUUUAUUUUAUAUAACCUCACAACAAUGAAGUUGCUCCAUAAAGAUAUUGAGAAAGAUAAUGCCGGUCAGGUGACUCUUGUGCCAGAGGAGGCGGAGGAUAUGUGGCACACCUAUAACUUGCUCCAAGUGGGGGACAGUUUGAGAGCCUCAACCAUCAGAAAGGUGCAGACAGAGUCUACUACAGGAAGCGUGGGUAGUUCAAGGGUUCGGACUACUCUGACAUUAUGUGUGGAGGCUAUUGACUUUGACACCCAGGCCUGUCAGCUGAGAGUUAAAGGCACUAACAUUGAGGAGAACCAGUAUGUCAAGAUGGGGGCUUACCACACUAUUGAGCUUGAGCUUAACAGGAAGUUUACUCUUGCCAAAAAGAGCUGGGACAGCGUUGUGCUGGAUAGAAUUGAUCAGGCAUGUGAUCCAACCCAGCGGGCAGAUGUGGCAGCUGUGGUAAUGCAGGAAGGUCUGGCCAACGUAGUGCUGGUGACCCCAGCCAUGACCCUGCUUCGUGCCAAGGUGGAAGUCACCAUUCCUCGUAAGAGAAAGGGAAGCUGCAGUCAGCACGAAAAGGCUCUGGAAAGGUUCUAUGAGGCUGUGAUGCAGGCAAUUCUUCGCCACAUCAAUUUUGAUGUGGUGAAAUGCAUCCUGGUGGGCAGUCCAGGGUUUGUGAAGGACCAGUUUAUGACCUACCUCUUUAAAGAGGCAGUGCGACAGGACAACAAGGUCCUGCUGGAAAAUCGACCCAAAUUUAUGCUGGUCCACUCUUCAUCAGGUCAUAAGUAUUCCCUCAAAGAAAUCCUUUGUGACCCCACUGUGACAAGUAGGCUCUCUGAUACCAAGGCAGCUGGAGAGGUGAAAGCCCUUGAAGACUUCUAUAAGAUGCUUCAGCAUGAGCCUGAUAGAGCCUUCUAUGGACUUGCUCAUGUGGAGAAAGCUGCUGAUGCUCUCGCCAUCGACACCCUGCUGAUAAGCGAUAAAUUGUUCAGACAUCAGGAUGUUCCAACCAGGAGUCGCUAUGUUCGGUUGGUAGACAACGUUAGAGACAAUGGUGGCAAUGUCAGAAUAUUCUCAAGCCUUCACGUGUCUGGUGAACAACUGACUCAGCUGAGCGGAGUGGCUGCCGUCUUACGGUUUCCCAUCGCUGAUCUAUCGGAGGGCGAGGAGGAGAGCAGCUCAGAUGAAGACUGAUCCACACCAGCUGACUAGACUCUUAACUUACUGGGAGGAAAAGAACAGGAAGGUUAACUCAACACUGCAGUGAUUGUGUGUGUUGUUAAUCAAUGAAGCUGCUGUGCUGCUGUGCAGGUAUUCUACCUCUGCAACAUCUGCACUGCUAUGAAAUCAGUUUAACACACGUUUUUCCAGUGUGGCCAUACUUUCUCAUAAUUUGAUGCAGUUUUAAGUGCUUUGAUGGUUUUGGUUUGAAGGGGACUGUGUCUUUCAGAGGUGCAGGUUAUACUUGGAAGAAAGAAAAAAGAAAGGGAUUUCUGACAGGAAUAUUCCAUGAUAAGAAUGUAACAUUCAUUGCCAAAUUAUAAACUUUACAGGUUGCAAUAUUAGUGAUUUUUCUUUUUUUUUCUCUCUCUCUCUUUCAAGUGUAAAUAUACAAUUUAUUUUUCUUGCAAUUAAACAACAGGCAUGCAAACACA